Messenger RNA from Acaulospora colombiana, 963 nucleotides. Lineage: Eukaryota; Fungi; Glomeromycota; Glomeromycetes; Diversisporales; Acaulosporaceae. The record is from the annotation of a GenBank genome assembly.
AUGAAGCGUUGGGCUGAAUUCGAGAGGGAGAGGAGAUGGAAGCUGAAUCACUCGAGGGAUUCGACUUAUCUGGAUCCUUACAGGUCCAUCUCGCCCAGACGGUACGGUCCUUCGUUUCAUAUUUCCAUUCACAUGACUAAUAGCAUCUUUAGCCCUGAAAGCCACCGUCAAUCCAUGGUUUCAAUGCAAGAUGGCUUCGAUCCCUACGGACGUCCACCCACCUUUAUUCAAUCGCGACACUCCGAUUCACCAGACAGUUCACCUCAGCCAUAUCCUCGUUCAAGGCAAGACAGUGCGCCAUUGCUCAUGCUUCCUGCUCCACUUGCGGUUACGGGUAAUCAACACACUUCGUCGGUUUCAUCAUCUUUGAAUGAUUCCAUGUCUGGCUACCUUGCACCCGAUGCGCAGCCAAAUUACAGGUUACACCGUGCACCUGAUGACCCAACAAUGUACACACCGGACUACAGUGACCGUUCAGAGCGUGAACCCAUUUUAAUGUCACCAAGCACAUCAGAAAACAUCGUCUCCCCCACUCGGGGAAUCAACGCUCUGAAUGAAGCCGUUAUCAGGCAUACUACUGGAGGUUCUUCGUACCCAGGUGAAACUCCGAACCCGUAUCGCAACUCGCAACAUCAUACGGCUGCGUACGAAAAUAUGCCCAACUUCCAAGGGUAUAGUGCUGAGGUUGUGGACGAGAUGCCCGUUAUCCCACCACCACGACAACGUGGAGUAAGUUUGAUCGAUCCUGGACCGGUCGUUAACCCGGAUGGAGGUUCGUCGCGUCGGACAACCAGGGCGACCAAGCGAUCAUCGGCCACUAUCAUCUCUUCAUCGAGUGGAGGCCAGACAAGACACAAGCACCAAUCCCUUCCUCCUACUCCUGUCUCUCCUCCGCCCAACACAUAUCUACCCCCCGGAGCUGCACCACCGCAACCGCAGCCAAACAACCAGAACCGGUACUAA